UUACGCUUACGGAUCGAACGUCACUAUACGUAAUUAAUAUUCAUAAGUUGUACAAUCACACACGGAACUGUGGAAAACAACCGAGCGGUGAGAAAAGUGAAUGAAAAACCGUCUCGUAUACAUCAUCUGAAAGUUUUGAUGGCAUCUGCAGAGUAAAUGAAGUGAGGUGCUGAAGAGAAGUUAUUGAUCACCGUCGGUCCAUCUGAAACAGAAUGGAGAACUCAUCAUCCAGAGAUGAAUACAAGAUCCAAUCAUUUGAUAUGGAGACGCAGGCGCUCCUCAAAACCGCUCUGAAUGAUCCAGGGUCAGUUGAUCUGGAUAAAGUAUCCAGUGUUAUAGUCGAGCAGUCUCUAAAGGACCAGGCCUUUAGCAGAGAGGCUGGACGAAUCUGUUACACUAUAGUCCAGACAGAAGCCAAACAGAGCAACAAGUGUGUGUUUCGCCGUCAGCUGUUAAACCGACUUCAGCAGGAGUUUAAUGCCCGAGAGGAGAUAAGGAGGAGAUCCACUCAGGAGUGGGUUUGUCUUGUGUCCUUCAUCUGCAACAUCUUUGAUUACCUCAAGGUGAAUAACACGCCCAUGGUGCCGCUGGUUCAGCCUGUGUAUGACUGUUUAUUCAGAUUGGCACAGCCUGAUGCUCUGAAGAACGAGGAGGAGAUGGACUGUCUGGUAUUACAGUUACACCGUAUUGGAGAUCAGCUGGAGAAGAUGGAUAUGCAGCGCAUGGAUGAGUUGUUUUAUCUUCUGAGGGACGGGUUUCUCCUGCAGGACGAUCUGAGCUCAAUGGGUCGACUGCUCCUGCUGGAGAUCCUGGAGUUUCGUGCGGGAGGCUGGACCCUCAGUGACACCGCUCAGAAAUAUUACUACAGUGAAGUGACAGACUGACACCUCCACCAAAAUUCAAGGAAACAAUGGAGGAAAAACACUGGAGGCUUUAUGUUUUAAGGAAGGCUUUGAGAUUUACUAGGUAUGUGGGUUAACAAAAUAGAGGAUUUAAUCAGGUUAGGGUGUUCAGGUGUUUCUGGUGUUCUGUAGUUUUGAUAUGGUAAGUAGUAAGAUGGCUCACUUUCUCCGUAAACAUUCCUGUGGUCUGUAAUAAUGUUACAGAUCCAACAUUCCCGAAACAAACUAUUAGUGUGUGCUGUAAUGCCGUUCAAUUAGGGUUAAGCAACACUUUUCUGAAGAUUGUUGAACCACAUCUGUUUUCUGUGAAAAAUAAUCAUUUCUAGCCAAAGUUAGGCAGCUUUUUUCAGGAAAUAAAGUUUUUUGUGAACACGGAGGUCUUUAAUAAUAAGUGAUAAUGAGAUUUCAGCUCAUGAAUCUCUGCUGAAAAUGUUUCAGGCCAAAAACAUAUUUGCUGUUUUUAAAGGAUAAGAUGAGAAAAGUUUACCAGAGGCAAUGAGAUGCCUAUGUGUGGUUUAGUGUUUAAAUGCAGUAUAUCUUUCGGGUAUAUUUUAUACUAUUUAUAUGAUGUAAACACACAUUUAAAAACACACAAGUGAUGGACCAAAGCAAGAGACAUAAUAAAUUUAAGAAGUGUGCAUAUUAUUACAGUAUCACAAUGUUUAUUUCCAGUGGAUUACCAUCCAUCAGAUAAAGACAGACUGGAUUAAAAUGUCACAAAAUAAAAUAAAUAAGAUAAAAAAAAUAAACUUUAUGUGUUUUAGCAUA
Misgurnus anguillicaudatus (oriental weatherfish) is the source of this 1670-nucleotide messenger RNA. Its product is annotated as MIF4G domain-containing protein B. Gene Ontology annotation, molecular function: translation activator activity; RNA binding; protein binding. The record is from RefSeq and is a predicted model, not a curated record. NCBI's taxonomy places the organism in Eukaryota, Metazoa, Chordata, Actinopteri, Cypriniformes, Cobitidae. Gene Ontology annotation, biological process: regulation of translational initiation. Gene Ontology annotation, cellular component: cytosol.